AUGAGAAACUUUGAAAGAAAUUUUGUUUUUUCAAACAAUGAUAGUUUUGAUGAGUAUCAAAAAUUGACAAAUAUUGCUCAUUGGAUUUAUCCUAUUUGGUCAAUAACAUUUAUGAUCAUUGGCACACUAAGCAACUUUGUCUCGAUAAUUAUAUUUUUUCGUUGGACAAAGCGAUUCUCAAUAUAUGUUUAUUUUACUUAUCUGUGUUUAGUAAAUAUUCUAAUAAUUAAUGUUGAUAUCACAUAUCAUUAUCUUCUACCAUAUAUAACUGAUGGUCGAAUGUUCUUAAAAUAUGUUCUUCCAUUUACAUGUAAAUUUUUAGCAUUUUUCACUUUUUUUCUACGUUAUAUAUUCAUUUGGCUUAUCGUUAUGAUUAAUAUUGAUCGUUGUUUAUAUCUAACAACAGCAAAAUUAAAACUUUUGAUAUGCGAUCCGCGUUCAGCUAAUAUCAUCAGUUUAAUUAUAGUUAUUUUUUCUUUUCUUGUCAAUGCACACUUUUUCGUCUUUUUAAAAAAUCCAAUAAGAAUUGAAACGUCACCAAGAAAAACAUGCAUAUUGGAUGGCUUUUAUUACUAUUGUGAAUCAAGAAAUAGACAUUUUGAAAAUUUCUAUAAAAGUAUUUGGCCUAUUUAUAAUGUCAUCAUAUUUGCUCUUAUUCCUGUUUUUAUUAUAUUUAUUUGUUUUUUACUUAUCGUUUGUAAUAUUUAUUUAUCAAGGCGAAGAAUAUUUGAUUUUGAUAGACGUCGUGAUUCAAUUAUUUCGGCUUCAAAACAAAAUGAUUGUGUACGUUCAAUCGGAAAAAUUUUAAUUUAUCUCGAUUUACUGUUUCCACUUACCAUAUUCCCAGUACUUUUCUUUCAAAUUUACAUUAAUUAUUAUCCGCCGAAAACAUGUUUAAAUCUUGGUAUUAUUAAUUUGAUUUUGUCUAUUGGCUAUUCGAUGAGUUUUAUAAAGAAUACAUUUGCAUUUCUUAUAUUUUAUUUCACCGGUGGAAAAUUUCGUCGUGCUUUUUCAAAUUUAAUUCACCAUCAGAAUUCUUAUAUUGGCAGUUCUACUCGUUAA
This is a messenger RNA of Rotaria socialis, 1062 nucleotides long. The record is from the annotation of a GenBank genome assembly. Lineage: Eukaryota; Metazoa; Rotifera; Eurotatoria; Philodinida; Philodinidae.